Molecule: messenger RNA, 2333 nt
Organism: Bradysia coprophila
Lineage: Eukaryota; Metazoa; Arthropoda; Insecta; Diptera; Sciaridae
Cellular component (GO): extracellular region
Molecular function (GO): chitin binding
Source: RefSeq, a predicted model, not a curated record
GCAUGUAAUUACUGUCGGCUUACGAAAGAAGAUACCCAUUAAAAUUUGCUCUUUAAUUAAAGACACAACAUUUAAUCAAACUGUUAAAAUUAAAAUGAAUUCAUAAUGUCGACACACUUCGCUUGUAUUGGAUAAAAUUCAGCAUUACCAUGAAAGUUCAUCUAUUGGCCACACUUACUGUCGUGUACUGCUCCCUUCAAGUGGUUCUAUCGGACAUCGUAGUUGAUUGCCCUCCUGAGUCGGAGGAAUAUUUCGCUCAUCCAACCGAAUGCAAUAAAUUCAUUCAGUGUAGAGAUGGAAAAGCAGUGUUGUUAAGUUGCCCAAACAACUUUUUUUGGAAUACAAAAGAAUUAAAAUGUGAUUGGAGAUUUAACGUCGUGUGUCCAGGAGACGAAGAUCUCACAACCAGCGACGAAGUCAUCACAACCCCUUCGUUGAAUGUUCCAACAAGACCGUAUGAACCCAUUACUAACGAAAUCGAAAUAGUCAGAGAAUGCGAUGACUACGAUAACCGAGAUAUUGCACAUCCUCUAAACUGUAGUUUGUAUUUAUCGUGCAACGCACUCGGAUCCGUAACAUUGAUUUGUGACGAUGGACUUUAUUUCAAUGAAUUGGAGAACAAAUGUGAUGAUCCAACCAAUGUAUAUUGUGAGUGGUCGGAUAUUACCACUACAACUACCACAAGUACAACAGUUGAUCCAUCUACUACGACAGCUGGUCCUACUACUACGACAGAUGGUCCUACUACUACCACUAGCGAUUGUCCCACAACCACUAGCGAUUGUCCCACAACCACAAGCGAUUGUCCCACAACCACUAGCGAUUGUCCCACAACCACUAGCGAUUGUCCCACAACCACUAGCGAUUGUCCCACAACUACUAGCGAUUGUCCCACCACAACUCCUUGCACCACACCAACUCCAUGCACAACAACGACAUGCACCACUCCAACACCAUGUACAACAACUACAUGCACUACCCCAACUCCAUGUACAACAACUACGUGCACCACUCCAACACCAUGUACAACAACUACGUGCACAACUGCAACUCCAUGCACAACAACGACAUGCACCACUCCAACACCAUGUACAACAACUACAUGCACUACCCCAACUCCAUGUACAACAACUACGUGCACAACCGCAACCCCAUGCACAACAACGACAUGCACCACUCCAACACCAUGUACAACAACUACAUGCACUACCCCAACUCCAUGUACAACAACUACGUGCACCACUCCAACACCAUGUACAACAACGACAUGCACCACUCCAACACCAUGUACAACAACUACAUGCACUACCCCAACUCCAUGUACAACAACUACGUGCACCACUCCAACACCAUGUACAACAACUACUUGCACCACUCCAACACCAUGUACAACAACUACAUGCACUACCCCAACUCCAUGUACAACAACUACGUGCACAACCGCAACCCCAUGCACAACAACGACAUGCACCACUCCAACACCAUGUACAACAACUACAUGCACUACCCCAACUCCAUGUACAACAACUACGUGCACUACCCCAACUCCAUGUACAACAACUACGUGUACAACUGCAACUCCAUGCACAACAACGACAUGCACCACUCAAACACCAUGUACAACAACUACAUGCACUACCCCAACUCCAUGUACAACAACUACGUGCACCACUCCAACUCCAUGCACAACAACGACAUGCACCACUCCAACUCCCUGUACAACAACUACGUGCACCACUACUGAAUGCCCAACAACAACUGAAUGUCCAACAACAACUGAAUGCCCAACCACAACUGAAUGCCCAACCACAACUGCAUGCCCAACAACAACUGAAUGCCCAACAACAACUGAGUGCCCAACAACAACUGAGUGCCCAACAACUCCAUGCCCAUGUUCAUGCCCAACGACAACCCCUUGUCCGUGUCAAGCUACCAAACUUGUUCCUAGUGAAAAUCCACCCACUCCCUUCACUCCUUCUGCAUCAACUGUAGCAGCAAAUGCACCUUCAAUUUCUACUUGCACCGGAAUUUGUGCAGAAGGAGGAGAUUAUCUACCAAGUCCAACAAACUGCAGUAAAUUUAUUCGUUGCGUUCACUGUGUUCCGUAUGAAAUGAAUUGCCCGAGAGGUCUAUUGUGGAGCAGAGAGAAGAAUGUUUGCGAUUGGUCAUAUAAUGUAAAGUGUUAAAACUUACGUACUAAAAUGACCAGGUUCAACAUCGUUGAACAUCGAAGCUCUGACAAUAUAAAAAUUAAAAUUCAAAUGCUUUUACAUAAACAUAUUGAGUUCUGUUAGACAAUAUAAACCGUUUCUCAAUAAAGCAAAACAAAUAAA